Aegilops tauschii subsp. strangulata is the source of this 1530-nucleotide messenger RNA. RefSeq lists its product as uncharacterized. The record is from RefSeq and is a predicted model, not a curated record. NCBI's taxonomy places the organism in Eukaryota, Viridiplantae, Streptophyta, Magnoliopsida, Poales, Poaceae.
UUGGGUUGUAAUCCUCUCCUCCUCCCGACCCUUCUCUCCCUUCCUCAGCAACCCUAGCCUCCGAUCCCUUUUCCCCUUCCUUCUCAAUUCCUUUACCUUCACCAUGAAUUCGAUGAACUAAGAGAGAGACCAUAACAUAUGGUAUCAGAUUUGCCACAAUACCUCCAGAAACCCAUCUUUUCCACGCGCCAACAACGACGAGCAGUGGCGAUGGAGCAGCGCGUCGACGAGCUCGCGGCGACUCUCAAGCUGAUCCAGGAUCAAAACGCCUCCAUCCAGAAGGCGGUGGCGGCGUCCACGGCCCUCUUCGAGGAGAUCAAGCCCUCGGUCCUCGACCUCGCGGAGUGGCGACCGGUGUUGGACCAGGCGGUGACGGAUCUGCGGGAGGAUUUGGGCGGAGUGCAGCGCGACCUCGACCACGUCAUCUGCAACCCGAUCCUGUCGCUGAAGCCAACCGAUCUACCGCCGCUGAUGCCGCAGCCAUCGCCACACGACGUCUUCGUCACCGCCACGACCACCUCCAGGCCCGAUGGCCGCCACGAUGACACAGCUUUCCGGGGGGCGCGACCUGGGGGAUUGACUACCCUGGUUCCACCUCCGGUCACGGGAAGAAGCGCUGGAAAUCUCGAAGCGGCGUGAAUCACGCCGUUCAGACAACGUCUCUGGUGGUCGCUCCCAUUUGCGGGGGGCAAUGCCCCUACCUCCACCACCGGGGCGUCCCCCCUCCACCUACGGAAAAAAAGAUGAUCGGAGAACAGCGCCCUAUACUAUCGCGCAGACAGCUCCAUCCACUGAUGAGCAGUUGACCACUCUCCGUGCGUACCGCCGUGCUCGAGGUCUCUGUUAUCUCUGUGGGAAAAAUGGUCUCGUGAUCACAAGUGUGCAGUAGCAGUCCAGUUGCAUGUGAUGCAGGAGCUGUUUGAUGUGCUGGGCAUACAAGGGUUCAGUUCAACAUCUGAGGACAGUGACACGGCCAGCGAGUGUCAUACCAUCUCUCGAGCAGCAAUGGAAGGAUCAGUUGGUCGCUCCUCAAACUGUCCGAUUGCAAGGGCGUAUUCAGAAUCAAAAGGUUCUCAUGUUGAUUGAUUCGAGUAGUUCUCAUAGCUUUGUCAGUGGAGCGCUAUCAGCUCGUUUGUCUAGUGUGGUAGCAGCUCGCCGGCCGUUCCCGUUCAGAGUUGCUGAUGGUGGACAGUUGCAGUGCACACAGGAGAUUCCUGCGGGGGAAUGGACAGUGCAUGGCCACACAUUUUGCUCCAGCCUCAAGGUGUUGCCGCUUGGAUGCUAUGACAUGAUUAUUGGUAUGGACUGGUUGGAGGCUCACAGUCCGAUGCAGAUUCAUUGGGGCGAUAAGUUACUUCAAUUUGUUCGCGAUGGGAAACAAAUUUCCCUUCAUGGCGUACAACCGCAGCUGCAGCAGUGCUACCAGCUAACUUCAGAGCAGCUGUCGGCCUUGUUUCAUCAGAAUGAUGUGCAGCAGAUUGUGCAACUGUGUACGGUGGACGGUGCUGAGCAGUCUGAUGCUAUUCCAGA